CACCGCUGUUGCUCUCUCUAGCAGUGUUCUGAUAUUCAGGGCAUAGCAUUCGCAGCAACACCCUCUCUAAGGCAUUUAUACUAUGGAGAACCCACACGCUGAACGACAGAAUAUCCUCCUUCAGCGCAUCAUCAAGAAUGCCGAUAAAUGCACAGAAACAAUCAUUGAGUUGAAUCAUUGUCUGGAGGAGAUUAUCCGCGCAAACUCGCAGGUGAAGACAGCAGCAGAUUUGGUGACGAAAUAUCGGAAGAAUGUGCAAUACAACUUGGAGGCGAUGAAAGGCUCAGAAGAUGCGAAGUAGCUGUGUGUCGACCAGGAGGGACACGAGGGAUUUAUGUUGUUACCGAGCUCACCAAUCGUCAACUUCAGACUGCAUGAAUUACUGAAUAUGCUGUACAUUUUGUACUGUAGCCGUAUAAUGUAGACGUUAUGGAAGCAUCGCUCUUCUCAACGACAAGUACUGAUGACUGCUAUGUGAAAUGGCGGUUUUGUUGUCCUUCCUGAGUCCU
This is a messenger RNA of Laetiporus sulphureus 93-53, 509 nucleotides long. RefSeq lists its product as uncharacterized. Lineage: Eukaryota; Fungi; Basidiomycota; Agaricomycetes; Polyporales; Laetiporaceae. Gene Ontology annotation, biological process: attachment of spindle microtubules to kinetochore. The transcript is spliced from 3 exons. The record is from RefSeq and is a predicted model, not a curated record. Bases 83 to 301 code for a protein of 72 amino acids. Gene Ontology annotation, cellular component: DASH complex; mitotic spindle.